Molecule: messenger RNA, 1326 nt
Organism: Didymosphaeria variabile
Lineage: Eukaryota; Fungi; Ascomycota; Dothideomycetes; Pleosporales; Didymosphaeriaceae
Product: tyrosyl-tRNA synthetase
Exons: 3
Coding region: 1-1326 (441 amino acids)
Biological process (GO): tyrosyl-tRNA aminoacylation
Cellular component (GO): mitochondrion; cytosol
Molecular function (GO): RNA binding; tyrosine-tRNA ligase activity; ATP binding
Source: RefSeq, a predicted model, not a curated record
AUGAACGUGCUCAGUAUGCGUAGGCAGAUUGACAAGCUUUGGACCAACGUGAAGUGUCUGGGGAUAAAACAUCGGUUUCAAGCGGACAUUAGCAGGACUAGGAAACUUCUGGACAAUCACGACUGGCUGUCGAGCCUCAGCGCAAUUGAUCUGAUGCGAAACCUAGGAUCAGGCAUGCGGCUUGGUUCUUUACUUGCUCGAGACUCAGUAAAGGUGCGCAUGGAAAAUGGCGAAGGCAUGGCGUUCUCCGAAUUCAGCUACCCAUUGUUUCAAGCAUACGAUUGGUGGCAUAUGUACAACAAGCACGGUGUACAGCUUCAGCUUGGUGGUUCUGAUCAGUACGGCAACCUUUGUGCUGGCAUGGAUGCCGUGAGCCACAUGCGCAAGAUCCGCGGGGACCAGCAAGUGGGAACGGAUAAUGACAUGCUGAAUGCGACUUUCGGCCUUGCAACACCACUACUAACGACAGCUUCGGGCGAGAAAUUCGGGAAAAGCGCUGGCAAUGCUGUGUGGCUAGAUAAGCAGAUGAUGAACUCAUUCGACCUCUACCAGUACUUCCUCCGGACUGCGGACAAUGAUGUCGAACGCUACCUCAAGCUAUUCACCUUCUUGCCCAUCCAACACAUUGACCUCGUCAUGGAGAACCAACGGCAGGACGAAUCGAAGCGCACUGCUCAACACAUUCUCGCUAAAGAAGUCGUGGAACUAGCUCAUGGAGCUGAAGACGCAAAGAAGGCCGAAGCUGCGCAUAAGGAGGCUUUCAGCCAAGGCACACAUACGUUCUCACUCUCAGGACUCAGAAGAACUCUUGAAAUGAUCUCGAAACAGGACCAGAUGGACAACGUUGACGUGAACGAACUUGAGCUUCUGGCAUACAAGAAGGCAUAUGCUUGUUCUCCGCAAGCGACUACAGGCACUACCACAGAAGAUUCCAAAAAGGACGCCUCGAAUGUGGUAACUCUGCCGCUAUCACUCCUCGCGGAAGGCUCAUUUCCACGCGUGCUGCACGCUGCUGGGCUUGUUAGCUCGAAGAGCGAAGGCCACCGUCUGAUAGCUAAGAGGGGUGCAUAUGUGGUCCUACCUAAUUCCGGAUCGGUAGAGAACCCGUAUGGUCUGAAGUGGGAACAAAUUCCCGAGGCCAUCAGCACGACUGAUCCUAACCAUUAUCUACUUGAUUGGGAGGCGCUGGUCAUACGAUCUGGUAAGUCGAAGAUACAGGUAUGUCGCAUCGUCACCGAGGAGCAAUUCGAAAACGAGGGCCUUACAUGUCCUGGGUGGGAAGAGUUCAAAGCGAGGCGAGCAGGAGCUGGCGAACAGGCGCAAUAG